Molecule: messenger RNA, 1830 nt
Organism: Rotaria sordida
Lineage: Eukaryota; Metazoa; Rotifera; Eurotatoria; Philodinida; Philodinidae
Source: the annotation of a GenBank genome assembly
AUGAAACAGUCAUCAAUAACAAGUAAUCCACCACCAUUACCAUUACGACCAUCAACACCUAUAUUAACACAUAUUGAUAAAAAUAUUAAAAAACAAAUUGAUGAACGUGAAAAACUUUUUCUUCUUUAUGAAAAUGAAGGUAAAUUAAAUGAUUUAAUAUAUGAUAUAAGUCAACAUCAAACACCACGUCUUUCAACAACAGAUCCAAAUUCAAUAGAUCAUUAUGGUUUUAUACAUGAUCAACCAAUAAAAUCAUUAACAAUUUAUGAACGUAAACAAAUACAACAAGAAAUAAAACGUAGUGAACGGUGGAAUAAAAUGUUAAAAAAAACAAAUCAUACAAUAACAAGAGAUAAUGAACAAUUACGUCGACGUAUGUUUAAAGGUUUACCAAGUACAUUACGUGGUGCAUUUUGGUCCCGGUUAUUUGAUCUUGAUGAACAAUUACAUGUUAAUAAAGGUUAUUAUGAUAUAUUAAAAAAGAAAGCACGUGUAUCAUCAACAUAUUUAAGUCAGAUUGAUCUUGAUGUACAUCGAACAUAUAGAAAUCAUCAAAUGUUUUGUAAUAGAUAUUGUUUAAGACAAAAACAUUUAUUUUCUAUAUUAGCUGCAUACAGUGUGUACAAUACAGAAAUAGGUUAUACUCAAGGUAUGAAUCAAAUUGUUGCAUUUCUUCUUUUUUAUCUACCUGAAGAAGAAGCAUUUUGGGCAUUUUGUCAAUUAAUGACUGGUUCACGUUGGAUGAUGCAUGGAUUUUUUUGUCCUGGUUUUCCAAAAUUAUUUCGUUUUCAAGCACAAUUUGAAAAAAUUAUGAAAAAAAUGUUACCUAAAGUUUAUAAACAUUUUAUUACAUAUCAAGUUCAAAGUGAUUUAUAUACAAUUCGUUGGUUUAUGCUGUGUUAUCUCGAUUGUCUUCCAUUUCCAUUAACACUUCGUAUAUGGGAUAUAUUUGUAUUAGAUGGUGAACAAGUUUUAUUAACAACAGCAUUUUGUAUAUUACGUAUACAUAGAAAAAAACUUUUACAUUUAAAAACAUUUGAUGGUAUAAAUUCAUUUUUAAAAAAUGAUUUAUGUGAAAAUUUUUCUAAUUCAUCAUUAACAAUUGAUGAAAUUAUUGAAGAAUAUAUUGUUUGUUAUGAAAAAUUAAAACAAAAUAAUUUAUUAACAUUACCAUCACCAACAGAAAGUGAAUUACCAACAAAACCAUUUAAUAUUUCUAUGGGUGAUAUUACAAAAUUAACUAAUAAUACAAAUAAAAAUAUAACAAUAUCAGAUGAAACAAAACCAAUUAAUACAACAACAACAACAAUAACAAAUAGAAAUAAGGCUUCAUCAUCUAUAACAACAACAGAAAUGUCACCAAAAUCUCUACCUAUACCUAUUAUUGAAACUUAUCUUGUUACAUCAACAGCACCAUUAGCAACUGCUGAUGAUGAUUUAUCAUCAAUAGUAAAAUUACGUGAUACAUCUAUUGAAAAUCAAUAUAUUGAAAUAAAACGUUUAACAAAACCAUUUCAAUUAAAUGAUCAACAAUAUUUAACAGAAUAUGAUUGUUGUACAAUAUUAUCAAGUGCUGAUCCAUCAAUAAGUGGUUAUAAACAAAAACAUGAACAUAAUGAUGAUGAUACAAUAAGUUCGAAAAGUGAUAUUAUUGAUGAUGAUGAACAUAUACAAAUAUCACAUAUGAUAACAACAUCAUUUAUACAUGAUAAUAAAAUUGAAAAAUUAAGACGAACAUCAUCAUUUUAUGAUAAUGUUAUUGAUGAUGAACAAUUUAAUUAUUCAUAUAUAAAUUCACAACAUUAUGCAUUCGAUACGGAUAUUCGAUAA